CCUCGUGAGGCUGAGUGCAGACGACGUGUCUACGAAACCGAAGGCAAUCUUCUUUCACUCCCUAUUCUAUCCUUCUGCUCUCUUUUGACCUACCUCCUCAUAUGCCAAUAACAGAGCUGUGCUUGACAUCACGAUGAGUUUUGGUUUUAGCAGUGGCAAUUUCAUCGCAGCGAUCGAGCUUGCGAACAGGAUCCGGAAGGAAUUCGUCAACGCGCCAGGCCAAUUCAAAGCUAUUUCUGACGAGGUCAGAGGCCUGUCAAUCACCCUCCAAGAUAUUGAUAUUAACCUAUCGGACCACGAACUCAACGAUCAGCAACAGAUACGCCUACAGGAAAUUUCUAGUAGCUGCCGAAAUGUCCUCAACGAACUAGAGGAAACAGCGAGGAAAUAUCAAGUAUUGGAAUACAAGGGUGGGAGUUUGAGUAUAAAGGCAAAGAGGGUUUGGAAGCGACUCAAUUUGGAGCCAGAGGACAUUCGCAAGCUUCGAGAUCGGAUUACAUCGAAUGUCCUAUUGCUCAGUACAUUCCUUGGAGAAAUAUCAAGUCAAAUAAUAACUGAGGCAAAACGUGGCAUAGAUCAAUUAAAUCAGAAACAAAACGAUCAAGAAUAACAAAUUAUUCUCGAUUGGCUUACUACUAUCGAUUAUGCUCUAUAACAAAGCGAUUUCAUUAAUCGGCGAGAAGCGGGGACUGGACAAUGGCUUAUUAAUUCGGAG
Messenger RNA from Hyaloscypha bicolor E, 715 nucleotides. RefSeq lists its product as uncharacterized. NCBI's taxonomy places the organism in Eukaryota, Fungi, Ascomycota, Leotiomycetes, Helotiales, Hyaloscyphaceae. The record is from RefSeq and is a predicted model, not a curated record. Bases 134 to 610 code for a protein of 158 amino acids. The transcript has 3 exons.